Balaenoptera acutorostrata (minke whale) is the source of this 3852-nucleotide messenger RNA. RefSeq names its product endoplasmic reticulum aminopeptidase 2 (gene ERAP2). The transcript is spliced from 19 exons. The coding region runs from base 238 to 2955 and encodes 905 amino acids. NCBI's taxonomy places the organism in Eukaryota, Metazoa, Chordata, Mammalia, Artiodactyla, Balaenopteridae. Gene Ontology annotation, cellular component: cytoplasm. Gene Ontology annotation, biological process: peptide catabolic process; proteolysis. The record is from RefSeq and is a predicted model, not a curated record. Gene Ontology annotation, molecular function: metalloaminopeptidase activity; zinc ion binding; peptide binding.
AAAAGAAAUUCCCCUCCAUUCAAAUCUGCAACAGCCUGAUUAAGGCGAGGAAACUGAUGCUCAAAAAAUCAGAAAAUUUGCCCAAGAUCGUUCAGGUUAAGUCCAUUUAUUGAAACAUAUUGUUCAGAUCCUGAGUGACAUAACUGGAGCCAACACGGUGCUAUGGAGAACUAUGAGAUUUAGCCUGGAUAUUAACUUGUCUUCUAGAGAAUAGAUUUAGUAUUCCAUUCUGCUGUAAUGGCUAAUUCACGCAGAAAACUAAUAUUUAAUAUUUACAUAGGAUUUUACUGCUCAGCAGUCAUCCAAAUAUGUAUUUGUUCUCAGUUCACAAGUUCAUCUAUUGAUCCGUUCAAUAAGGACCGUGGGGCUUUCCCAGUAGCCACCAACGGGGAAAUAUUUCCUUGGUGUGAGCUAAGGCUCCCCACCAUGGUCAUUCCCCUCCACUAUGACCUUUUUGUCCACCCAAAUCUCACCUCCCUGGACUUUGUUGCAUCUGAGAAGAUCGAAGUCUUGGUUCGAGAUGCCACCCAAUUCAUCAUCUUGCACAGUAAAGAUCUUGAAAUCAUGAAUGCUACUCUUCAGUCAGAGGAAGAUUUGAGAUACAGGAAACCAGGGGAAAAGCUAACUGUUUUGAGUUAUCCUGCUCAUGAACAAAUUGCACUGCUGGUUCCAGAGAAACUUAUGGCUGACCUGAGAUAUUCUGUGGCUAUUGACUUCCAGGCCAAGCUAGCUGAUGGUUUUGAAGGCUUUUAUAAAAGCACAUACAGAACUCUUGGUGGUGAAACAAGAACAAUUGCAGUAACGGAUUUUGAGCCAACCCAGGCACGAAUGGCUUUCCCUUGCUUUGAUGAACCACUGUUCAAAGCCAACUUUUCAAUCAAGAUAAGAAGAGAGAGCAGACACAUUGCCCUAUCCAACAUGCCAAAGGUUAAGACAAUUGAACUUGAAGGAGGCCUCUUGGAAGAUCAUUUUGAAACUACUGUAAAAAUGAGUACGUACCUUGUAGCCUACAUAGUUUGUGAUUUCAACUCUGUGAGUGGCACAGCCUCGUCAGGGGUCAAGGUGUCCAUCCAUGCAGCCCCAGACAAAUGGAGUCAAACACAUUACGCUUUGGAAGCAUCACUGAAGCUGCUGGACUUUUACGAAAAUUACUUUGAUAUCCACUAUCCACUCGCAAAACUGGAUCUAGUUGCCAUUCCUGACUUUGAAAGUGGAGCCAUGGAAAAUUGGGGCCUUGUCACAUGUAGAGAGACGUCACUGCUCUUUGAUCCCAAGACCUCUUCUACUUCUGAUAAACUGUGGGUCACCAAAGUCAUAGCUCAUGAACUAGCACACCAGUGGUUUGGCAACCUGGUUACAAUGGAAUGGUGGAAUGAUAUUUGGCUCAAUGAGGGUUUUGCAACAUACAUGGAACUUAUCUCUGUUAACGUCACAUAUCCAGAGUUACAAUUUGAUGACGAUUUUCUGAACAUGUGUUUUGAAGUAAUUAAAAGAGAUUCAUUAAAUUCAUCCCGUCCUAUCUCCAAUCAAGCAGAAACUUCUACUCAAAUAAAGGAAAUGUUUGAUGCUCUUUCCUAUGAAAAGGGAGCUUGUAUUUUGAAUAUGCUCAAGGAUUUUCUGAGUGAGGAGAAAUUCAAGAAAGGAAUUAUUCACUACUUAAAGAAGUUCAGCUAUAGAAAUGCUAAGAAUGAUGAUUUGUGGAGCAGUUUGUCAAAUGAUUGUUUAGAAAGUGAUUCUGCAUCUGGUGGAUUUUGUUAUUCCGAUUCCAAGACAACAAGCAGCACACUGGCCUUCCUGCGGGAAAAUGUGGAGGUGAAGCAGAUGAUGGCUACCUGGACUCUGCAGAAAGGAAUCCCCCUCGUGGUGGUUAAUCGAGAAGGGCGUUCGCUCAGACUGCAGCAGGAGCGCUUCCUGAACGGGGUGUUCAAAGAGGACCCUGGAUGGGGGGCCCUGCAGGAAAGGUACCUUUGGCAUAUCCCAGUGACCUAUUCCACAAGUUCCUCUAAUGCAAUUCACAGACACAUUCUGAAAUCAAAGACAGAUACUCUGGAUUUACCUGAGAAGACCAGUUGGGUAAAAUUCAAUGUGGACUCAAAUGGCUACUACAUUGUCCACUAUGAGGGGCAUGGAUGGGACCAGCUCAUUACACUGCUGAAUCAGAACCACACACUUCUCAGACCUAAGGACAGAAUAAGUCUGAUUCAUGAUGCACUUCAGCUAGUAAGUGCAGGAAGGUUGACUCUAGACAAAGCCCUUGACCUGACUCGCUAUCUCCAACAUGAAACAAGCAUCCCUGCACUUCUCAAAGGCCUGGAAUACCUAGAAUUGUUUUACCACAUCGUGGAAAGAAGGAAUGUUUCAGAUGUCACUGAAAAUCUCAAGCAUUACCUUCUCCAGUAUUUUAAGCCAGCGAUUGACAUGCAAAGCUGGCACGACGAGGGCUCGGUCUGGGACAGAAGGCUUCGUUCGGCUCUCUUGAAGCUGGCCUGUUACCUGAACCAUGCUCCUUGCAUCCAGAAGGCAACUGAACUCUUCUCUCAGUGGAUGGAAUCCAGUGGAAAAUUAAAUAUCCCAACAGAUGUUUUAAAGAUUGUGUACUCCGUGGGUGCUCAAACAACAGCAGGAUGGAAUUACCUUUUAGAGCAAUACGAACUGUCAUUGUCAGGUGCUGAAAAAAACAAAAUUCUGUAUGCAUUGUCAACCAGCAAACAUCAGGAAAAGUUAAUGAAAUUUGAGUUGGGCUCAUUUCCCAUAAGAAUGAUCAUCUCUGGCACAACAUCUCACUUUUCUUCCAAGGAUGAGUUGCAAGAGGUGAAACUGUUCUUUGAAUCUCUUAAGGCCCAAGGAUCACAUCUGGAAAUUUUUCAAAUUGUUCUGGAAACCAUAUCCAAGAAUAUUAAGUGGCUGGAGAAGAAUCUUCCCACCCUGAGGAAUUGGCUACUGAUUAGUAUUUAAAUGGUCAAUAGAAACAGCACAUCAGAUGCAGGCUGUGUCUACAUGAAGUGGGCAAAGCUCAAGUCAAAGUCCCAGAUGGUUUAACCAGUAAGAAGCCUCAAGAAAUCAGCCAGCACAGCUACCUGUGCUCAGCUAUCAUCUCUAGCUGGCAGACGUAUGAUGCUGGGGUGAGGGAAGGCCAGUUCAGUAGCCUAUUUUAAAGUAAACUUUGUGAAUAAUGGAGAUAUGUGGAGACGUAUUGAUAAAUAUAGCUGUAAUAGUUUAGCUGCAACACAGACUGUCUACAAUGCCCGACAUUAUGCGACUACUACUUUGCUUCUUUGAUGUUUUUUUUAAACCUUGCAUAGAAUCCUGGAAUUAGCCCAACCAGGUUACCUUCAAGGAAACACAGCCAAUCUGCAAAAAAACCUUUCUUUUGCAUCCUUCCAUCUUCUUACUCUCCAGCUCCCUCAACUCAACCUGAAUAGUUUAAUAGCACCUUUGACUCUAGAUUUGACCUGUUCAUGGCCCUACCAAGGUUUGUAUAACACCUAAGUGAUAUCACUCUAGAAUUAUAUGUACUAUAGCAUAAGGAAACUGAAAGAGUAAAGAAUACUAUUUUUCCACCAAGAUAAUAUGUAAAUUAAGCAGUAAAAUAUGUAUGAGUUUCAGUAGAAUUGUGCCAUUAACAUUUCCAUGAAUAAGAAAAGUACUUUCUCUUGUGUAGUAAUUUAUCUACCAUAAAUUUCCAAGUUUUUAAUUCUCUUCCUUUUAGUUCUUUGUUUAAAUACAUUUUUAACCUCUCAGAUUCUUAAGAAUUGAGUACAGAAAGUGGAAAUUUUAUUAUUUGAUGAGAAUGAACGUGAGAAGUACUGUGCCAAUAACGUUUUAACAAAUAAAGAGUUUUUUAAAAAGAAA